AUGGCCAUGUCUUUGAAAACCGAGGGUUAUACUCCUAUUGACGAUGAAGAGUCAGCGAACCUUUCGGACUCUGAGAGCAGCGAGACUCUUUUAAAAGGUCAGCACAAACGAAACAAGUCUCGGGCUCGUUCAGUUCCACACAUUCACUGCAAUGUGGCGGGCUUCGUGGCACUCGUCAUAUUGGUAAUGAUAAUCAUCUUGGCUACCAUCAAGUGCACAAUACUAUAUGAAAGAAGAGGGAGCAAUGCUCCUAGAUGGCGACCGGCAUUCUCACCAUUCUACGACAUGAUGGAUAUUCCAAUAAUAAAGAAAUAUGCCGACCAUUCACCAGCCCCCAACGCAUCAGACCCGAGACACAUAUAUCGGCUCGACCCCAGCCCAGAAGUCGAUGCAGCAUGGACACGCAUUGCCACCGCCAGCGCCAUCUACCCAGCAUCGGCUCAAGACAUAGCACGAGCCGGCAAAGAUCCAAGAUAUGCCGUCGACGCCCCAGAGUCGUGGAAUUACCCACCAGGCAAGACAAAGAUGAUGGGCAUUGAAGCCUUUCACCUGCUGCACUGUCUCAACGCCCUGCGCAAGGGUCUCAUAAUCAAUUAUGACUACUACUGGGGCGCCCACUAUGGCUUUGCCCCUCCUGCCGUGUUUGCGCGCCAUCUCAACCACUGCGUCGAUAUGCUCAGGCAGCAUCUCAUGUGCCAUGCCGACCUGGUGCCCUUUACCUUUGAUUGGCGCAUUGGCCAGACCAAGCCGUACGCCGACUUUGGAAUUCAGAAAACGUGUAUCGACUUUGACUACUUGCUCGAUUGGGUAGAGGACAACAAGGAUCCGUUGGCCGAAGAGCGUUGGAAAGCCUUGGAAAAGCCAGAGGGUGUACUGCAAAAGGAAGCUCCUCCGGACAUACCCCAGAUUACCAACAAUUCAGUGUGGAGCAAGGAUCAUACAAUGGUUCUAGAGACACUUGCGGGACUUGAAGGUAGAGAAUACUGCCUAGGUAGGUAA
This is a messenger RNA of Pestalotiopsis fici W106-1, 999 nucleotides long. RefSeq lists its product as uncharacterized. The transcript is spliced from 3 exons. Lineage: Eukaryota; Fungi; Ascomycota; Sordariomycetes; Amphisphaeriales; Sporocadaceae. The record is from RefSeq and is a predicted model, not a curated record. Gene Ontology annotation, biological process: mycotoxin biosynthetic process. Bases 1 to 999 code for a protein of 332 amino acids.